This is a messenger RNA of Trichoderma breve, 1272 nucleotides long. Its product is annotated as major facilitator superfamily domain-containing protein. Gene Ontology annotation, cellular component: fungal-type vacuole membrane. NCBI's taxonomy places the organism in Eukaryota, Fungi, Ascomycota, Sordariomycetes, Hypocreales, Hypocreaceae. Gene Ontology annotation, molecular function: transmembrane transporter activity. Gene Ontology annotation, biological process: transmembrane transport. Bases 1 to 1272 code for a protein of 423 amino acids. The transcript is spliced from 2 exons. The record is from RefSeq and is a predicted model, not a curated record.
AUGUCUCAUUCAUCCGACUCAGUACAUCUUCCUAACAACCCCCUCGCAAAAGAUGAGAUGGACUUGUGUCUUGGCACAAGCAUCAGUCGAUAUGCGGUCCAGGAAUCAACUGAAAGCCGGCAAGGAACUCCUACUGAAAAGUCUAUCCCGCCUUCAGACAUCGGCGUUAUGCCAUGGAUCCAGAUUGCUGGGGCGUUCUGCCUCAUGUUCACCUCAUGGGGAAUUGUGGUAUCUUACGGUACUUUUCAACAAUAUUAUACAAGUGGUGGCGGCAUUGUUGACGAGGCAUCAUCAUCAACAAUUGCUUGGAUUGUUAGCCUACAGGCCUUCCUUCUCAUGUUUGGCGCCGCGCUCACCGGGACGCUCUAUGAUGCCGGAUACUUCCGGACCAUGAUGUAUUGUGGCUCCUUCUUGAUGGUUUUUGGCCUCAUGAUGACCUCGCUGGCCAAUAAAUACUGGCAGUUCAUUCUUGCUCAGUCUUUAUGCACUGGCAGUGGGAUGGGUCUUGUUGCCCUUGGAGCUCUUGCGACGCCAGGUACGUGGGGCAUUAUUUUUCCAAUUGCCCUACGCCAUCUCAUCCCGAUGAUUGGGUUUGGCUGGGCCGUUCGCGUCAUGGGAUUCAUCGUAUUAUUUAUGCUCAUGUUGCCGCUUUCCAUCUCCAAACAACGUCUACCCGCCAACAAGCGGCGUAUUCUUAUAGACUUCAAGUCGCUCGGUCAAAUCGAAUUUGGCCUCUACUGCCUAAGCAUCUUUCUGGCUUUCCUUGGAUUCUUCACCUUCUAUACUUUCAUCGAAUCAUGGGCUAUUGCAACUCAGCUCAAUACAGACGGUGUAGCACCAUACUACAUCCUCACCAUUACCAAUGCAUCGAGCAGCUUUGGACGAAUCCUGCCAAAUUACACGGCUGAUAAGAUCGGGCCUCUCAAUAUUCAGGUUCCUGCGACUCUCAUUGCCGGCGUGUUGGUCUUUACUUGGAUACCUGCCCAAUCAAUGGGCUCAGUUAUGGCUAUCGCAAUAUUAUAUGGGUUUUUUUCAGGAUCUCUUGUCUCUGUACCUCCAACUGCUAUUGCUAGUAUGACAGCUAAUAUGAAUGAGCUCGGUGGUCGAAUAGGUAUGUGCUUUCUUGCAAUGGCCUUUGGGUCGCUUAUAGGAAGCCCUGUUACAGGUGCUAUUGUACAAUCUGUUGGGUAUGAUAACGCUAGGAUUUAUGCUGGCAUUAUGUUGUUAGCUGGCGCAACAACGAUGGCGGUGCUAAGUAUACGCAUCCAAUGA